Messenger RNA from Hordeum vulgare subsp. vulgare (domesticated barley), 1075 nucleotides. RefSeq names its product glycolipid transfer protein 3-like. Gene Ontology annotation, cellular component: cytoplasm; membrane; cytosol. Gene Ontology annotation, molecular function: ceramide 1-phosphate binding; ceramide 1-phosphate transfer activity. NCBI's taxonomy places the organism in Eukaryota, Viridiplantae, Streptophyta, Magnoliopsida, Poales, Poaceae. Gene Ontology annotation, biological process: ceramide transport; intermembrane lipid transfer. The record is from RefSeq and is a predicted model, not a curated record. The coding region runs from base 134 to 814 and encodes 226 amino acids. The transcript is spliced from 6 exons.
UUAGAUUUAAAAAUGGCAUCAAGAAGUUGACCCCAUCAUUUGUCCCAAGAAAUGGCAGCAAAUGAUGUUGAAUUUUUGUGUAUAUAACUAGGGGGUUGAGCCAGAUGCCAAGCUAAGGUAGUAUCUAGGAGAGAUGGAGAAAGAGAUAGAAAGGGAGAAAAUGGAGAGGGGCAAGUCUGAGCUGAGGGUGGCCAUGGAGGAGCUCUGCUUGCUCAGCCCAGGAGAUGGUGAAGAACAGGAGCAGGAGCAGCAACUUAGGUCAUCCACCAUGGAUCUCCUCUGCGUCUCCAAGCAGCUCCUGCAUGUCCUUGAUGAGAUUGGGCCAACGUUACUAGUCCUCAGGCAAGACAUUCAGCAAAAUGUUCAGAGACUACAAGAUCUCCAUGCAAGAGACUCUUCGAAAUAUGCGACUUUGACGGCGAUUGUGAUAGAGGAAGUGGAGGAAGGGAUCUCAAAGAAGACCAACAGUUGCACCAGGGCUAUUAUCUGGCUGGCUAGGUCAAUAAAUUUCUCAGUACAUUUGCUGGAGAGAUUAAUGAAGAACCCAGAGACAAGCCUGAAAGAGAUGGUGGAAGAAGCAUACAAGAGCACCCUGAAGCCAUUCCAUGGAUGGAUCUCAUCAGCUGCUUACAGGGUAGCAUUGGGUCUCAUUCCAGAAAGAGAGAUCUUUAUUCAGUUGCUGAUGGGGAGCUGCCAGGAUCCUGAGGAUUUUGGAGGAGAUGCCAUGAUCUUGGUCUCCAUUGUACAGCCUCUGCUAGAGGAGAUCAAUGCCAUUUUGGUUAAACACCAGCUGGACAGGCUCAAAUGCACCUGAAACACAAGGAUGCCCAAUCACCUGAUGAUUGUACAUAUCUACUACUGUACUGCACAAGCUAAUUAACCUACCUUGCAUUGUAAAAUGAAGAUUUGUUGGUGUUUCUUUUAGCAACUGCUGGUGGUUGGUUCCAGACUCCCUUUUUGUUAAGCUGUCAGAGAUGUCUUUGCUGUAUGUGUUUUGUGCCCUUGUAGUUUUAGUGGGUUGGAUGUAUCACAGAACUUAUUUGCCUGAAACAAAAUGCAUCUCCUGUUUCUCUUU